Suillus fuscotomentosus is the source of this 1710-nucleotide messenger RNA. RefSeq lists its product as uncharacterized. Gene Ontology annotation, cellular component: membrane. The transcript has 7 exons. The record is from RefSeq and is a predicted model, not a curated record. The coding region runs from base 1 to 1581 and encodes 526 amino acids. Gene Ontology annotation, biological process: magnesium ion transport. Lineage: Eukaryota; Fungi; Basidiomycota; Agaricomycetes; Boletales; Suillaceae. Gene Ontology annotation, molecular function: magnesium ion transmembrane transporter activity.
AUGUCACAGUCAGCAGCAACUUCAUUGACGACCUCAGUUCCCACUCUCACCAGUACUAUCGCUCAGGCCACAGCAGAACCAUCCGCCACCGACCUGGCGUUCAUAAUUGGACUGGCGAUCAUUCUGCUUGCGUCUAUUCUGAAUGCUGCUGGUCUAAAUAUCACAAAGUUGGAUCAUGUGCGGACGAGCACCAUUCCAAAGUCAGCCCGCAGGCGAGACUGGCUACGACCGCUAUGGCUUCUAGGCAUCGUUUUAUAUAUUCUAUCCCAGCUCAUAGGAAGCACGCUUGCCUUGGAUUAUAUGAGGGCAGAAUAUGUCGCCCCUCUCGGAUCUACAUCUCUCAUAUUUAAUUUCCUAUUCGCUAGAUUUUUAAUUGGGACCCCAGUCACACAAACAGACAUCUAUGGUACGCUGAUCGUGGUACUCGGCGUAAUCGGUAUCGUUGCCUUUGGAGGUGUCAACAGUGGUCUGUCAACAGAAACGGAUGUCAACCAUCUCACAGCUCUAUGGCAGCGUGGUGGUUGGCUUGGAUUCUUUUUCUGCAUGUCCGUGGCCCUCAUUCUCGUCCUCAUUUUCACCAGUUCCCUGGAUGAUGUUCUCGCUGCACGGUCAGACUUGGACUCGGAACCUUUUGCGGGCAUGAGCACACGGAGGUCGCACGAAUCAAGCACUACUUACCUUGGAAAAGUCAAGAACAACUGGAAUGCAUGGAUGUUAUGGGUCAAGGAAAAGUUAGAAACUUGGACUGCGCCUCAGGAUGAUACGCAAGUCGCAUGGGUGCUUGGAAUUGGUUGGGCGUGCUGUGGGGGUGGACUUGCUGGAGGAUGUCUGGUUUUCGCCAAAGCCACCGUGAAGUUACUCACAGGAAGCCUGUCGCACGAGAACCCAGGAAACCAAUUUGGCCAUCUAGCUCCCAUAUUCACAAUCAUUCUACUCGUAAUCACGGCUGUACUUCAGAUCAUCUGUCUAAACCGUGGACUUAAGGUUUAUGACUCCACUCUCGUUGUCCCAGUUUUCUACGGCGUUUAUACUGCAACUGGUUUUCUGGACUCGUUAGUGUUCAACAACGCAGUUGAUGCCUACAAGCCAUGGGUACUCUUCCUGAUCUUCGCCUCAAUAAUGAUCCUUAUCUCCGGCGUGGUCCUUCUAACACAUAAAAAACCCGAACGAUCGACUCGUGCGCCUGCUGCCACUGCGCUGUCUGGCUUGUCAUCUCGCAAGGCUGCUCGGUCCUCUUCAAAAGUCAAUCGUAUAGAUGAAGACGAUGACGAUGACGAAGAGCAAGCUUUGAGAAAAACAGAAGAAGGUGAGGAGGAUCGGGCAGUGCUAUGGCAAGUGGGAGAUAUUAGCGAGGAUGAGGAUGACCAAGUUGGCAAAGGACAUACGCCAAGAGGUGUGCACGUAGCUGGAAACACGACACGUGUCACUGGAGAAGGAUCCAUGCUGAUGCGAGGUGAGGAAGUGAACUUCGAACAAUCACACGAACACAGUCACUCGAUUUCCUCAGAUACGACACUGGCUCAGAAUCCGCAGGAUCCAUUCCACGAUGAUGACGACGAGGAGUUUGGGCAGUGGAAAUGAUGGAUACUGUUCAUGAUACAACCUUAUACCCCAAAGUUGGACUGCACAUAUAUGCAAUGUGUUCAUAAUUGCUUCACCGUAGAUACAUUACUAUUUACCGGAACACUACAUUCGCACGCGUCUAAUACU